Brienomyrus brachyistius is the source of this 4370-nucleotide messenger RNA. Its product is annotated as protein NLRC3-like. The transcript is spliced from 12 exons. The record is from RefSeq and is a predicted model, not a curated record. Gene Ontology annotation, molecular function: protein binding. NCBI's taxonomy places the organism in Eukaryota, Metazoa, Chordata, Actinopteri, Osteoglossiformes, Mormyridae. Bases 126 to 3548 code for a protein of 1140 amino acids.
GUGAAAUGAAGUGUCGGGAUUUUAAAGGCAGAGUCGCCAUUUUAUAAAGAUUCUGGAAUAAUGUAAAGAUAUUCUAUGUUUCAAGAGGCCCCAGCAGGAAUCAUCUGGUCUGGAUCAGCAUAGAAAUGGAUGGAUCUGCUUCUGAAAUGCGCCCCCCUGUGGGGUGUAACAGAAAGAGCCCUGAGAGUGUCCUGAUGAAGAGAGCAGACUCCCCUGUACCCAGCUGUGUCUCCAUGAAGAGUGACAGGUCAAUGGAGCAACCAAUCGUCUUCAGAGAGGGACCUUUUCCUACAGAUCAAAGAGACCAAAUGGAAGAUUGCAGUUCAGAUCUACAUGAUAAAUCGGGUUUAUCAUCCAUAUUGAAGUCACUAGAGGAAAAAGCCAUGAAGUUCCUAAAGGAGGAACUGAAGACAUUUGUGAGGUACCUAGAUCAGAAUUACCCAGAAUGCUCUGAGCCUCAGCUGGAGGAGGACAAUGACCUGGACAGUGAUGGUCAGAUGCAGAAGACCAGUGUUAGAGAGGUAGCUCUGAAGAUAACACUGUACAUCCUGAGGACCAUGAAGCAAGAUGAUCUUGCUGACCUGCUGGACAAGAGAAAGCUCAUGCUACAGGAAAUCAAAGCUAAACUUAAGAAGCAAUUUGAGUGUGUAUUUGAAGGGAGAGCUAAGGAAGGACAGCCAACACUUCUCAAUGAGAUUUACACAGAACUCUACAUAACUGAAGGUGGGACUGGAGCAGUCAAUGAUGAACAUGAAGUGAGACAGAUUGAAACAGCAUCCAAGAAAAGGCGAACAGAAGAUACUACAGUCAAGUGCAAUGAUAUAUUUAAACCCUUAUGUGGGCGUGAGACACCUAUCAGAACUGUACUCACUAAAGGGGUGGCAGGUAUCGGGAAAACAGUCUCUGUGCAGAAAUUCGUUCUCGACUGGGCAGAAGGAAAAGCAAACCAGGAUGUUCACUUCAUAUUUGCUCUUCCUUUCCGGGACCUGAAUUUGAUUAAGGGUGAAUACAGUCUGAUUGAACUGCUUCACCACUUUGUCCCAGAACUGAAAUCAUUUCAAUCCACUGACCUGUUUAGCUCCAAAGUCUUGUUCAUCUUUGAUGGUCUGGAUGAGUGUCGCCUUCCUCUGGAUUUUCAGAACAAUGAGAGCUGGUUUGAUGUAACAAAGAAAACGUCACUGGAUGUGCUAUUGACUAACCUCAUUAAGGGGAAUCUGCUCCCAUCCGCUCUCCUCUGGAUAACCUCCCGGCCAGCAGCAGCCAAUCAGAUACCUGCUAAGUGUGUCCACCAGGUGACAGAGAUACGAGGGUUCAGUGAUGCCCAGAAGGAGGAGUAUUUCAAGAAGAGAUUUGAUGAUCAGAGCCUGGCCAGCAGGAUUAUCACACAUGUGAAAUCAUCAAGGAGCCUCUUCAUCAUGUGCCACAUACCUGUGUUCUGCUGGAUUUCAGCCACUGUGCUUAAGAGGCUUUUUAGUGAGAUUGACAGGGGAGAAAUUCCAAGGACUCUGACUGAAAUGUACACACACUUCCUGAUCUUUCAGACAAGUGUAAAAAAUGACAAGUAUAUGAAAAACCAUGAAACUAAGCUUAAAGAAUACAGCAAGGAAUUCCUUUUGACACUUAGUGAACUUGCUUUUGAUAACCUUGAGAAAGGAAAUCUCAUAUUUUAUGAGCAAGAUCUGACAGAGAAUGGCAUUGAUGUCAGUGAAGCUUCAGUUUACUCUGGAGUGUGCACAGAAGUCUUUAAAGAGGAGUAUGGGUUGUACCAGGAGAAGGUGUACUGCUUUGUGCAUCUGAGCAUCCAGGAGUAUCUCGCUGCUUUAUAUGUGUUUCUGUCAAACUCAUCAGCUGACCUGCUGAAGACUGCAGUGGAUCAGGCAUUAGAGAGCAAGAAUGGACACUUGGACCUCUACCUCCGCUUCCUCCUGGGCCUCUCAACAGACUCCAGUAAGACUCUGUUACAAAAACUACUCAGACAGACAGGAAGCAGAUCACAUAACAUUGAGGAAACAUCCCAAUACAUCAAGGAGAAAAUACAGGAGAAUUUAUCUCCAGAAAGGACCAUCAACCUGUUCCACUGUCUGACUGAACUGGGUGACAAUUCCCUAGUAGAGGAAGUACAAAGAUACCUGAAUUCAGGAAACAUUUCAGCAGAUGACCUCUCACCUGCACAGUACUCAGCUCUGGCCUUUGUAAUGCUGAUGUCAGAUGAGGAGCUGGAUGUGUUUGACCUGAAGAAAUACAUCAGAUCAGAUGAAGAGCACUGCAGGCUGCUGCCUGUGGUCAAGAACUCCAGGACGGCUCUGCUGAACAGCUGUGAUCUCAUAGAUAAACACUGUGAAGUGCUGUCUUCAGCUCUAAGAUCAAACUCUUCCCCCCUGAGAGAGCUGGACCUGAGUGAUAAUAACCUGAAGGAUUCAGGAGUGAAGCUGCUCUCUACUGCACUGGGGGAUUUACACUGUAAACUGGAGAUAUUGAGGGUUGGCCGGUGUGAAAUCACAGAGAAAUGCUGUGAGGCACUGGCUUCAGCUCUCAGAUCAAACUCUUCCCCCCUGAGAGAGCUGGACCUGAGUGACAAUGACCUGCAGGACUCAGGAGUGAAGCUGCUCUCUGUUGGACUGGAGGACUUACACUGUAAACUGGAGAUACUGAGGGACAAGGGACAAGGCGUAAGGGACAAGGCCGAAGACCUGUAUUGGAUGCCCGUGGUCUUCGGGCCCUCAGACGACUCUGCAUCACUCAUCGGCAUGAUUGUGUCAAUGACAUUACUAAAUGGGCCCAGGAAUACUUCCAGAAAGCACAGUCGACUGUCAGGCUGUAGAGUCACAGAAGAAGGCUGUUCUUCCCUGGCUUCAGCUCUGAGGUCAAAACCCUCACACCUGAGGGAGCUGGACCUGAGCUACAAUCACCCAGGAGACUCAGGAGUGAAGCUGCUCUCUGCUGUACUGGAGGAUCCCAGCUGUAAACUGGAGAAGCUGAAUGUGGAUUACGGUGGAGAGUGCAGGACCAGACCAGGCUUACAGAAAUACUCCUGCCAGCUGACGCUGGACCCCAACACAGCAAACAGAUGCCUGUCUCUGUCAGGGGGGAACAGGAAGGUGACACGGGGGGGAGAGAAGCAGCCAUAUCCUGAUCAUCCAGAGAGAUUUGACGGCUGGUACCAAGUUCUGUGCAGAGAGAGUCUGACUGGCCGCUGUUACUGGGAGGCUGAGUGGAGUGGAGAUGGAGCUGAGAUAGCAGUGACUUAUAAAGGGAUCAGGAGGAAAGGAGGGAGUGACUGUCUGUUUGGAGACAAUGACAAGUCAUGGAGUCUGAGCUGUUAUACUGUUAGUUACUCUGUCCAGCACAAUAAUAAACAGACUCUCAUACCCAUACGGCCCUCAGGCUCCCAUAGAGUAGGAGUGUAUCUGGACUGGGGGGCUGGUGCUCUGUCCUUCUACAGAGUCUCCUCUGAUGGACUGACCCCCCUGCACAGAUUCACCUCCUCAUUCACUGAGUCCCUCUAUCCAGGGUUUCGGGUUUAUAGUAACUCCUCAGUGUCACUGUGACAUGUUGCUGGUUCUCCUGGCAAAAAGGUAAAAUCUCUGCUUUUUAACCUUUAUUAUCCCUUUUACUCUGAAAUGUGCAAAAGUCUUAGGCAGGCAAAGAAAAUGAUGUUUAGAUUAUCCUCCUGUUGGUGUAAAACUAUGAUAUGGUGCCUGUCAAAGUGUGUCAGCUUCGCCAUUUCAGAACCUCUGCUAAAAUCAUCCUAGUAUUUGCAGUGACCGUCCAGUGCAGCCAUGCAUUUUUUGACUUGGCCACUAGCAGACCUCAUACAGCUAGUCAAUCUCUCACUGACUUUUUAAACCAAUAUAUUUAAUUAUUUAAUUGAGCUGUUCGGGAAAUUUAACAAAAUUGUGGAACAGCUGAGGUGCCCCUGAGGAGAAGUUUGGGAACUGAAGUGGUGUUCAUCUAGCCAUCCAACUAGAUAUCAGUAACUUUUUAGGAAACAGAAGAAAUUAUUACUAGUUUUUAUUGUGUUACUCUUAAUUUGCACGCGUUCUAAUGUUAAAUUGUGUUUUUUGUUCUAAGCCAAAGUACACUUGCUACCCAGAUAAACAGCUUUAAACAUUUCUUUGGACUGCCUAAGACUUUAGAACAGUACUGUGUGUUUGACAGAAAAUAAAUGACUGUCUUCAGUGAGCUGAAUAACAUGAAAAAUAUAAUUUAAUAGUUUUUUUCUUUGACUAAAAUGUAAUUAAAUGUAAUCCUGAUUGGGGAGGGGGUAUCCCCUUCUGCUGUAUAUGUACAUUUUAUAUAUUAUAUAUUUAUGUCCAUUUACAGUAUUUCCUCCCUGUACAAUGACAAUAAAGGCUUUCUGUUCUGUCCUA